Messenger RNA from Serendipita indica DSM 11827, 372 nucleotides. The record is from the annotation of a GenBank genome assembly. NCBI's taxonomy places the organism in Eukaryota, Fungi, Basidiomycota, Agaricomycetes, Sebacinales, Serendipitaceae.
AUGGCGCGAGCUUUCCACGUCUCCACCUCGACCUUCGCCACGCUUCCUCCGUUCUUCUCCGACGGGCGGCAUGUCCGCACCCAACGGCUUCUUUGCUACACUGCUACCUCUUCCCCACCUCCAAACUCUCUUCGUCGAGGUCCCCGCCUCGGAUACAACUCGGACAUUCUCUUCUCCCCCAACCUCACGCGGUUAUCCUACGUCGUCGUCGGCCAAUCGCGUCUUUCUGAUGGGAAACGGGCGGCAGCUCUCGCACUCUGGGAGCUACCAAAGCUGCAGCAUCUCGAUAUCCAGCCCGUCGGAAGCACCUGCGACUGGAGCCUCGUAACGGACGGAUUACGCGGGAUCCGAGUUGAAAACACUUUGCUUUGA